UCAGAUCGCCGUCGGAAGUGAAAAGACGUAAUAUUUUGGACUCGUGAUUAAAAGCAAUCUGGGAGCGACCAAUACGAGCAGUUUCAGUGAAGAUAACAACAGAACACAUCGCUUUGUGCUCAGUGAAACACAGUGCAUUGAUCCAAGUUACCUGCAAGAAACGUUUCUGAUUUCUGUGAAACUAAAUUAAGGCGUAUUUCUUCAGUAUGGCCACGUCAUUUGCAAACUUUUCCUUCGAAAGAUUAUCACAGCAAAUGGGUGCAAAAUUGGAUCCGAGGCUGCGCCAGCAUCUGUCCAAAGUGUACGGAUGCUUGGCGGCCACCUGCACAGCGGCCACGGUCGGUUCGUUCAUUCAUCUGAGCGGGAUCUGGGAAGCAGGAAUGCUAAGCGGUCUGAUCGCACUUGGUCUCGUGCUGGGACUCGUCUUUACGCCCGACAACGGAAAGAACUUCAUUCAACGUUUCAGUAUGCUGAUGGGACUCGGUACCUUCACGGGCCACUCGCUGGGAUUGCUGCUUGAACAGGUGAUCUUCAUCAACCCGGCCAUCGUCGUCACGGCACUCGUUGGCACGACGACUCUGUUUGCCUGCCUAACGGCGGCGGCCUUCUUUGCCAAGCGCGGAAAGUACCUCUACCUCGGAGGAAUUCUGAUGAGCGCGCUCGGCACGAUGGCUCUGAUCAACCUGGGAAACCUCUUCUUCCGCUCCUACUUUGUGCAAGACAUCUCCCUCUACCUUGGCUUGUUCAUUAUGGCCGGUUUCGUGCUGUUCGACACUCAGAUGAUCAUGGAAAAGCAUCAGAUGGGAAGCAACGAUUACAUUGCCCACUCGCUGGACCUGUUCUACGACGUGAUCAACAUCUUCCGACGCCUGCUAAUCAUUCUGGCGCAGAAGGAAGAGAACAACGACCGUAGGAAGCGGAGGAACAACUAAAGUGCGUUGUGCGUCUUGUGCAGGGCGGCUGUUGCUGGCCGUAUUUGUUUUCGUGAAAAGAAUUUGAACAUUUUGGCCACUCUGAGUUGGAUAACUUGCACUAUAAUUGCUACACUGGUUUAAUGCAAAAAAAAUUAAUUAAAUAAUUUCACCCAGAAGUACGCAGGCGCUGUGAAUAAUUCAAACAUUAUUUCUACUGUGAACUGGUGGACUGUAACUGGAUCCAUGUUUUCGUGAAUGUUUUUAAUCAGAUAGCAACCAUAACGAACAAAACGCUUUAUGUUCUAUGUACACUUUUUUUUUUAAACAUCCGUAAUAGGAAAUAUGGGACAUGUGCAUUAUUGUUGACCACUUGGUCAAUUGUUGUAGUACUGAGGUUUAUCAUUUAUGGUGUUUAUUUCCUUUAACCUCCGCUGGUGUACAGGUGUUGUGGUAUCAGUCUUGUGAACAGAUUUUUCACUCAUGCAAGCACUGUUCUGUCGUGCUAAUCUGUGGGAAGGAAUCAAUUAUAAUGUGCUCAGGCGUUACUAUUUUUUUCGCGGGUUAAAAGUAACACAACAAGUGGUUGAAUGUAAGCAUGUAUAGCAUAUCGAUCGAUGUGACCCGCCGCAAACAGUUAAUAAAUCGUAAAAGUAAUUAAAUUAA
Anopheles coustani is the source of this 1577-nucleotide messenger RNA. RefSeq names its product bax inhibitor 1 (gene BI-1). Gene Ontology annotation, cellular component: mitochondrial membrane. Lineage: Eukaryota; Metazoa; Arthropoda; Insecta; Diptera; Culicidae. The transcript is spliced from 3 exons. The record is from RefSeq and is a predicted model, not a curated record. Gene Ontology annotation, molecular function: enzyme binding. Gene Ontology annotation, biological process: negative regulation of RNA splicing; negative regulation of apoptotic signaling pathway; negative regulation of endoribonuclease activity. The coding region runs from base 207 to 932 and encodes 241 amino acids.